GAGAGAGAGGGAGUGAGAGAGAGAGCUUGAAAUUUUUGAGUUAUUUUUUUUUUCUAUAAAAAAUAAAAAAAAGGAAAAAAAAAAGAAGAAGGAAAGACAAACCCUAAAAAUCUCAGUUGGCCCCUCUUCAUUCUUUCUCAUUUUUCCCUUUCUUUAAUUCACUUCUGGCUGAAGCUUUCUUCCAAAUUCAAAGGAAUCCAGUGUUCAUCCACCCGAUCUGGACCGAGUUGGGCAUUGAUUUGACGAAUGCUGUUGCUCAUCGCCUUCAAUUCCUUCUGAUUUGAUUUGUGGGUUGGAAAAGGUGUCAUCUUUGGCAGUGAACUGAGUGAAGUUGGGGAAAAACCCUAGGUGGAGGAGAGAAGUAGCCAUUGUGAUCAGGAUUGCAUGGAAAAGUUUGCUUUCUUGAUGUUUGUGUUUGUGGGCAUGGUAAGAUUGGUGUCCAUGGAAACGAGAGGAUUGUGAUCUUUGUGAAAAAUGCCGCCUUCCCCGGCUCUGAGGUGCUCCCCAGGGCGUGAUGUUGGCGUUCACAACAACCACAAGAGAGGCCGCAGUCUGGAGAGUGGAUUUCCACUCAAACCAAAAGAUGAUGAUCUUGUGCUGUUUAAUGAGAUGCAAAAUAAGGAGAGGGAUAACUUCUUGUUACAUACAUCAGAUGAUCUGGAUGACUCAAUUGCAAGAUUGAGAUACUAUUCAGACUUCAAGCUUGGAAUCAACAUUCCAGCCAGGGGAGAGACCAGUGAUUUGCUUAAAACAGAUGGAGAGAAGAAUGACUAUGAUUGGUUAUUAACUCCACCAGACACUCCUCUCUUUCCUUCUUUGGAUGAUGAAGAGCCUCAAACCGUUCAUCUAGCACCUAGGGGCAGGCAACGGAGUCAACCGAUUUCCAUAAGGUCAUCCAUGACUGAGAAGACUCACCGGACAAGCAGGGGUAGUCCAAGUCCACAUCGACUAAGCCCAUCUCCUCGAUCUACUACUGGUGUUAAUCAAUCAAGAGGCACCCCCCCUUCAGGUGGUUCUUAUUCUAGCCCGACAGCCGUUCUGAGGCCAACAACACCUUCACGAAGAUCGUCAACUCCAACCAAACCUUCUUCACCUACACCUCGAUCUUCAACUCCCACUCUCCGGAGGUCAAGCAAUGAUUCAAAUGGGCAGGGGUCAUCUUCUGGAAGAAGGGGGACCUCCCCGGUGACGACAAGUCGUGGCAAUUCUGCUUCCCCAAAACUACGAGGAUGGCAGACAAAUCUCCCUGGCUUUUCCUCUGAUCCACCUCCAAACCUUCGGACUUCUUUGGCCGAUCGACCAUCAUCAUAUGUUAGGGGCUCUUCACCAGCAUCCAGAAAUGGACGGCAGUCUAUGUCACCCACUGUAUCAAGAAACAGAAGGCAGUCUAUGUCACCCACUGCUUCUAGAAGUGCUAGUUCAUCACACAGUCAUGAUCGAGAUCACUUCAGCUCUUAUAGCAAGGGAUCUGCUGCAUCUUCAUGUGAUGAUGAUUUGGAUUCUCUGCACUCUACAGGUGCGGGGAUGUCUUGCGGCUCAAUUGGUUCAAAAAAUGGAACAUCAGCAAACAUCAGAACUAUGGUUUUCUCUAAAAGACCAGUCAGAACAUUGUCUUCUAAUUCCACUCCAAAAAGAUCCUUUGAUUCUGUGCUCCGACAGAUGGAUCAACGUAAAACUCCUCAGAACAUGUUCAGGCCACUUUUAUCAAGUGUCCCUACAACUACCUUUUAUAUUGGGAAAGCAAACACUAUGCAUCGUCCAAUGUUCUCAAGGAAUUCAUCACUCACAACUAGCAGUAAUACAAGCUCUGAGCCAGGUGCCUGUGUUGUUCCUGAUGUGGAGGCCAGUGAUCAUCACCAGAAUGAUCUCUCUGGUAAAAGGGGAAAGCCACAAGAUCCUGAGCUACAUGAGGAAAUAUUUAAAUUUGACAAAGCAGAUGACAUACCAGAUAGUGGAAAACCCAUGGGAGAUAUAACAAACAGAGAUGAUUUAGUGGGAUUAGAAAAGUCAGCUCCCAAUUCCUUAGGUGCUAUUAGUGCAUUAACUGCUUCUGAAUCUUCAAAUACUGCUGUUAACCCUUCUAUUCUUGAUAGAAACGGAAUGAUGGCAACUUGCUCCAAAUGUGGAAAUUCAUACAGUAUCAGGGAUCCAACCACAGAUGUUUGUCAAGAAUGUGCUGAAAAUGAUAGGCUCUUCACUGAAGGGAUAUCUCCAAGUGCUUUACUAGUAAUGCAGAAUGAAAAACUCCAAUCUCCAAUGGCAGAUGGAAAAGACAUAGGGUUCAAUAAGGCACAACUUGCAAUGGAAGUUUCUGAAUUGCCUGAUAAAAGUAGCACAAAUAUUCUUCCUUCAGAUGCUAUGCAUGCUGGGCAGGUAUACAAGUCCUUAAUGAAUCGUUCUAGGUUUCACUUGGAUAAUGAUCUAAUACAACAUGGCCAAUCUGACGCGCAAGAAAAUAGUGGUCAAGAGGUGAAUGCCAUUCAGACUGAAAACAUAUAUCAACAAUCUCAAGAAAUUGCUCAUCAAAGCACACGGGUUGAAAGUCCUGAGGGAACUGGCAUAUCAGUGCUUCUAAUGCAAAAGUCAAGCAGCAAUAAGUGGCCUGUUGUCCAGGGUAGACCCUUUUCUGCUACAAAUAUACUCUGUUCCGAGCCUUCCUAUGUGAGGGACCAUGCAAGUUCUAUGAAACGGAGCAUGAGCCGGGAAAGCACAUCGGCCUCUUCUUCUAUUGACAUGGGAUCGUGGAGACAGCCAGAGUAUCAUAUGCAACUGCAGUUAAAUAGCCAGAAAGGUGAGAUGGAGAAUGUGAGAAAUGAUUGUUAUGUAAACACACAGAGUGCAGAGAGUUCAAAUUUUGAAAUCUCAACUGGCAUCCUUGAAGAAAGAGAAUCAUUUAAUGGAGAAAAUGGAAAUUCCUUGAAAAGCACGGGAUCUGGUUGUACAAGGUCCUUGUCUAUCACACAUACUGCUAUUGAUGUCGAUGGAGAGUCAUUUGGUUGCACUGAUAGUUGCAUGCCAAUUGACUCUUUUAGAUCCCAGUUUAGUCACCCAGAUAACAAUCAGGCCUCAGACACUUUGGCAAGCACCCCUCUUAAUGAUGGAUCCAGUUCAUGCAUCAAUUCAGAAGGAUUGCUAAGUGUUAAAAGGAUCACUCGGGCGACAGAUCCAGAACUUGAAAUGCAGGGUUCAUCUGUUUUUGAAGAGGAAGAGCAAAUGCCAGCUUAUAAUGCCUUUGGAAAUGACAUUUCUGGUGUUGUCACAGUUGACUCUUCUUCCAUAAAUUCAGAACGACAAGUUUUUGAAAGUUUGCAAGAUCGACAAAUGGAUUCCACUGGAAUAAAUCUUAAUAUCACGGAUGAGCCACAUGAGCACUCUGCUUCCACAUCCUCGGAGACAGAUUUGCUGGCUUCGGCAUUGGAGUCUAAUGUUGUCAAUCAUUCCCGUGAAAAAUCCAUCACAGCAGCCGAAGCGCCAGGAGGAUGCACACCGAAAAGCUUUACUCUGGAAGAAGCUGCCGAUACAAUACUCUUCUGCAACUCGAUUGUCCUUGAUAUAGCCUACAAGGCGGCAAUCAUUGCAAUGGAAAAGGAGGAAGCUCUGUUGUUGGCCGAGGCACGUCGACCAACACCAACCAUUUUGGGGAACCCGUUCUACAGCCGAAGAGACUCGUGGAUGUCUUCUAAUAAACAAGCACCAAAGCCUCAAAGAGCCAGACGGAAAAGAUUGGAAACCAACACAAACACGACGGCUAUGGAGCCAGGAGAAGAUAUAAAGGUUCAAAGUGCGGCGCCAUCACAUCCUCAUCCUCAGGUUCCAAACAAGGUGGACAGUGCUAAACCUCCGAAGCUGGAAUCCAAGUGCAAUUGCACUAUCAUGUAGGGAAACUUAAAUCUAUUCCAAGUGCGUAUACGCCUCGACUGAUUUAUUUCUAGGGAAAUGCCAUCAUUGUAUAAUUGUUGCGAACGCGACGGUGCACCAGAUGAAUUAUUUAUAGGUUUGUAGCAGCUCCGCCUGCGAUAUUCUUUUCUGUCGGUGUUGUUUUGGCUUUGUGCUGCUGCUGCUGUUUUGUUAAAAGUUCAAGAGCAAGAGGGUGCUUAUUGAGCUAUUCUUUUUGUAAAUGUUCAUUUUCAGUGUCUGUUUAUAUCUGUUUUGUUUUGGAUUUC
Molecule: messenger RNA, 4163 nt
Organism: Dioscorea cayenensis subsp. rotundata (Guinea yam)
Lineage: Eukaryota; Viridiplantae; Streptophyta; Magnoliopsida; Dioscoreales; Dioscoreaceae
Product: serine/arginine repetitive matrix protein 2
Exons: 7
Coding region: 475-3879 (1134 amino acids)
Biological process (GO): cortical microtubule organization
Cellular component (GO): cortical microtubule
Source: RefSeq, a predicted model, not a curated record